UGUUGAGCGUAGAUAAAGGUAACAUUCGUCGUGUUGCUUCCAUGCAUUCCCACCUCUGAAAGUAAUUGCUGUCGUCGCAUCAGGUCUUCGAAUCAUGUCGAAGGAAGAGCAUCGAAUCUUUCACAACGGUGAAACUAUGGAUGAAUACGAAUCGAGUUUAGUGUUCUUUGUUAAUGGAAAAAAGGUUGUUGAAGACAACAUUGAUCCAUCUUGGACGUUGCUCCAAUAUUUAAGAACUAAACUAAGAUUAUGCGGAACGAAAUUGGGAUGCGCCGAAGGAGGAUGUGGUGCUUGCACUGUUAUGGUAUCCAAAUACCAUCGAGCUGAAGACAAAGUGCGUCAUAUCCCGGUCAAUGCGUGCUUGGCUCCUGUCUGCUCGAUGCACGGUUUAGCUGUGACAACAGUGGAAGGUAUUGGUUCAGUUAAAACCAAAUUGCAUCCAGUUCAAGAACGCAUAGCCAAAUCGCACGGAUCUCAAUGCGGUUUCUGCACACCCGGAAUCGUCAUGUCGAUGUACACUUUACUCAGAAACAUGCCGAAACCGUCGAUGGAAGAUUUAGAAGUCACUUUUCAAGGGAAUCUGUGCAGAUGCACAGGCUACAGACCCAUCAUCGAAGCCUACAAAACCUUCACCGAAGAUUGGGAGAAGAUGCGCGCUUCAAAGCUAACAAACGGAAACGGUUGCGGCAUGGGAAAAGACUGCUGCAUGUUGAAAGAUCGCAAAGUUGAACUGUACAGUGAAAGCGAGUUUGUGCCGUACCACGAGUCUCAGGAACCCAUAUUCCCGCCGGAAUUGAAACUCAAAGAUCAAUGGGACAAGCAAAGUUUGCACUUCAAAUCGAAAGAGAUCAGUUGGUUCAGACCCACGAAUUUGAUGGAUCUGUUGAAGCUGAAAUCGAAAUUUCCAAAAGCUAAAAUCGUUGUUGGAAACACGGAGAUUGGGAUUGAAACCAAAUUCAAGCAUUUAACGUAUCCGGUUUUAAUCCAACCUUCUCAAAUAACCGAAUUGGAGGUGCUGGAUAUUACUGAUGAGGGUUUAAAAGUCGGAGCUGCUGUUACGUUGGAAGCUUUGAACGAGUGUUUGAAAGAACAAAUGAAAAUUUUACCAGAGUGGAAAACGAGGGUUUUUAAGGCUUUAGUUGAAACCCUUCAUUAUUUUGGUGGUAAGCAAACAAGGAGCGUCGCUUGCGUCGGUGGAAAUAUAAUUACGGCAAGCCCCAUUUCCGAUUUGAACCCUAUCUUUAUGGUUGCUAAAAUCGAAUUGGAACUGCAAAGUGUUGAUGGUUCUAGAAGAGUUUUAAUGGAUCAAAAUUUCUUUACCGGUUACCGAAAAACCAUUCUCAAUGAAGAUGAAAUUUUGAUCGGGAUUCUUUUACCGUUUAGCGAAGAAUAUCAAUACAUUCACGCUCAUAAACAAUCUAGGAGGAGGGACGAUGAUAUUGCUAUUGUUAAUGCGGCGAUUAACGUUAAAUUCGAUGAAGACUCGAAGAAGUUGAAGGAUAUUUCCAUGGCGUUCGGUGGUUUAGCUCCCACCACUAAACUGAUCACCAAUUUCAGUGAAGUUUUGGGUAUGGAAUGGCUGGAAGAUGUUUUGGAUAAGGUUUAUGAAGUUAUAAUGCGGGAAUUGGUAUUAGAUUCUGAAGCUCCUGGAGGAAUGAUCGCGUAUAGAAGAGCUUUACCUUUGAGUUUCUUUCUGAAAACUUUCAUAGCCUUAAAGAAAGAGUUGAAUAUGCACGAAGUCGAUUCCAGGGAUUUGAGCGCUUUUAAGAAGUUGUCGUUUCAAACGCCGAAGAGUUCACAGGUGUUCCAAUUGGUACCUGAGGAUCAAAAAGAUAUUGAUCUGGUCGGUAGACCUAUAAAUCAUGUCGCAGCUGAGAUGCAAGCAACAGGAGAGGCGAUUUAUUUCGAUGAUAUACCUAAAAUAGAGAAUGAGGCCUAUAUGGCUUACGUCUACAGCACUAAGGCUUUUGCUAAUAUCAUAAGUAUAGAUGCAUCUGAAGCGUUGGCCAUGGAUGGUGUUGUCGGGUUUAUAAGCGCUAAAGAUAUUAAGAUUGGUUGCAACAAAUUUGGUCCAGUCGUUCAAGAUGAGGAAGUUUUCAUCACGAAACAAGUGACUUGCCAGUAUCAGAUGUUGGGAGCUAUUGUUGCCAAUGACCAGCAGAUCGCGCAGAAAGCCGCAAGAAAAGUUGCGGUGGAUUAUGAAGAGCUCCAUCCUGUGAUAGUAAGCAUCGAGGAUGCUAUUAAACACAACUCAUUUUACGAUAAAGAAAGGAAGAUUGAAUGUGGCGAUGUUGAUGGAGUCUUUGAAACAACCAGAAAUAUUAUUAAAAGCAAUUGCAGAACUGGUUACCAAGAGCAUUUCUACUUGGAGACCCAUGGGUGUUUGGUAGUGCCCAAAGAGGUGGAUGAUCUCGAAAUUUACACUUCAUCUCAGCAUCACGCUGAAAUCACUGAUUUAGUGUCGAGAAUUCUCAACAUACCGCAAAACAGAAUCGUGACUAAGAUCAAAAGGAUUGGAGGAGGAUUCGGUGGAAAACAAAGCAGAGGUGUUCCGAUAGCCGUGACCGCGGCAAUCGCCGCCAACAAAUUCCGAAGACCCAUCAGAAUCAUGUUGGACAGGGACGAGGAUAUGGCUUCAACGGGAGGAAGGCAUCCUUUCUUCACAAAAUAUAAAGUAGCUUUCAAUGAUUAUGGAAAGAUUUUGGCUAUUGAUGCGGAACUGUACGCCAAUGCCGGAUGCAGUUUGGAUCUGUCUUUGGAAGUUAUGGAAAGAGCCGUUUUACACAUCGAGAAUGCUUACAAAAUUGAGAAUUUACGAGUGAUCGGAAAGAUUUGCAGGACGAAUCUACCUAGUAACACAGCCUUCCGAGGUUUCGGAGCUCCUCAAGCAAUGUUGGCAGCCGAGACUAUGAUCAGAAACAUUUCCGAGUUUGUAGGGAAGGAUCCUGUAGAUAUUGCGAUGAAGAAUUUGUACAGGGAAGGCGAUAAAACGCAUUACAACCAAGAUAUGAUCAAUUGCAACUUGACUAGGUGCUUGGAGCAAUGUGUGGAUUCUUCGAAUUAUCACGAGAGGAAAUUGAGUGUUCAGAAAUUCAACAAGGAGAACAGAUGGAAGAAGAGAGGUAUAAGCGUUGUGUGCACCAAGUAUGGUGUUGGUUUCGGUGUUCCAUUUCUGGAGCAAGCCGGGGCUUUGGUAAAUGUGUACACGGAUGGUUCGGUUCUUCUGACGCACAGCGGAGUGGAAAUGGGUCAAGGGUUGAACACGAAGAUGAUCCAAGUCGCCAGCAGAGUCCUGAAAAUUCCUGCCGAUAUGAUUUACAUCAGCGAAGUCUCAACUGAUAAAGUACCAAAUAGUAGUCCUUCGGCUGCAAGCGUCGGAUCUGAUCUUAAUGGUGUUGCUGUCAAGAAAGCCUGCGAGGAGAUCAGAAUGCGUUUAAAACCGAUCAUAAAUAAAAAUCCGAAAGGUGAAUGGAAGGAAUGGAUCAAAGACGCGUACUUCAAUAGGAUCAGCCUUUCAGCGACAGGAUAUCACUAUACUCCUGAGAUCACCUACGAUUGGGACACGAACACUGGGACGCCCUACAACUAUUUCACCUACGGCGUUGCUUGCACCGAAGUCGAGGUUGAUUGCUUGACAGGUGACCAUCAAUUGCUGAGAACCGAUAUCGUCAUGGAUCUGGGCGCAAGCUUAAAUCCAGCGAUAGAUAUCGGUCAAAUCGAAGGGGCGUUCAUGCAGGGUUACGGCUUGUUUACUCUCGAAGAAAUGGUUUAUUCACCAUCUGGAACCGUUCUGAGCAAAGGGCCUGGCUCAUAUAAGAUCCCCGGAUUCGGUGAUAUUCCCAUAGAGUUUAAUGUGUCCCUGUUGGAAGGUGUCGGCAACCCUAAGGCCGUGUACUCUUCGAAAGCAGUCGGAGAACCACCCCUUUUCCUAGCAAGCUCCGCCUUGUUCGCCAUCCGCGAAGCAAUGAAAAGCGCCCGUCUGGGCCAAUACAUGCCACCUUAUUUCAGAUUACACGCCCCAGCGACUGCAGAGAAAAUCCGCAUGCUCUGCGAUGAUCAUAUAACUGAAAGGAUAAAGAAAUGCGAAAACACAUGGAACGUGAUCCCGUGAAUACAAUAUUGCUACUUUUAUUAAACUAUUUAUGUACAAAUAAAUAC
Messenger RNA from Nicrophorus vespilloides, 4158 nucleotides. RefSeq names its product xanthine dehydrogenase-like. The record is from RefSeq and is a predicted model, not a curated record. The coding region runs from base 95 to 4111 and encodes 1338 amino acids. Lineage: Eukaryota; Metazoa; Arthropoda; Insecta; Coleoptera; Silphidae. The transcript has 8 exons. Gene Ontology annotation, molecular function: xanthine dehydrogenase activity; iron ion binding; 2 iron, 2 sulfur cluster binding.